AUGCCUCUUGACGGCGUCAAGAAUAUCGUUCUUGUAUUAUCUGGCAAAGGUGGCGUGGGCAAAUCAUCAGUAACCCUCCAACUCGCCCUCGCCCUCUCUCUCCAAGGCAAAUCUGUCGGCAUCCUCGACAUCGACCUCACCGGCCCCUCAAUCCCGCGCCUCGUCGGCCUCGAAGAUGCGAAAAUCACUCAAUCCCCCCAAGGCUGGCUCCCCGUCUCCGUCCAUGAGCCCAUAACCGCAGAAGAAUCCACUUCCUCCGCCUCCGCGCCCCCUCGCGGCUCCCUCCGCUGCAUGUCCUUGGGCUUCUUGCUGCGCGAUCGCGGCGAUGCGGUUAUCUGGCGUGGACCUAAGAAAACCGCCAUGAUCCGCCAGUUCCUGUCUGACGUCUCCUGGGGCGCAACAGAUUACCUCCUCAUUGAUACCCCACCAGGAACCAGUGACGAGCAUAUUGCGCUUGCUGAACAGCUUCUCACGCUAUUCUCUACGGAUCCUGUGAUUGCGGCGCAGAGCUCGUUGCCGCGCCUGGCGGGUGCGGUGCUGGUUACGACGCCGCAGGCGGUUGCUACGUCCGAUGUGCGGAAGGAGGCGAAUUUCUGUGUUAAGACUAGUAUUCCCGUGCUCGGGGUUGUGGAGAAUAUGUCAGGUUAUGCGUGUCCGUGUUGUGGAGAAGUGAGUAAUCUUUUUUCCAGCGGCGGGGGCGAGGUUAUGGCGCAGCAGCUGGGGAUUCCCUUCCUUGGUAAGGUGCCUGUUGAUGUGAAAUUCGGGGAGUUGGUGGAAGGGAAGCCGGAGGCGGAAAGUGAUGAGGACGAGGGCGAUGGAAACAGCGAAGGCGCGCAGCAGCAGGACGUUCUUGCUGAGCCGGAUCAGAGGCCGUUGGUUGAGAAGUAUAAGGAGGGUUGGUCUUAUCCUCGCUUUGAAGGAUUUGCAGCCACCAUCAUCAGUGGUAUACAGGCCACUACUCCUGCCUAA
Penicillium chermesinum is the source of this 969-nucleotide messenger RNA. RefSeq names its product Mrp/NBP35 family ATP-binding protein. Gene Ontology annotation, molecular function: ATP binding; 4 iron, 4 sulfur cluster binding; ATP-dependent FeS chaperone activity. The coding region runs from base 1 to 969 and encodes 322 amino acids. Lineage: Eukaryota; Fungi; Ascomycota; Eurotiomycetes; Eurotiales; Aspergillaceae. The transcript is spliced from 2 exons. Gene Ontology annotation, cellular component: cytosol. The record is from RefSeq and is a predicted model, not a curated record. Gene Ontology annotation, biological process: iron-sulfur cluster assembly.